Molecule: messenger RNA, 1394 nt
Organism: Magallana angulata
Lineage: Eukaryota; Metazoa; Mollusca; Bivalvia; Ostreida; Ostreidae
Product: mediator of RNA polymerase II transcription subunit 27-A-like
Exons: 8
Coding region: 18-950 (310 amino acids)
Biological process (GO): regulation of transcription by RNA polymerase II
Cellular component (GO): mediator complex
Molecular function (GO): transcription coactivator activity
Source: RefSeq, a predicted model, not a curated record
UCCGAAUAACCAUUAAAAUGGCGGAUAACAGACUAGACACGCAAAUCGAAAAGCUAACUCAGGCGAUAAAAUUAACGCAAAAACUUCGAGCCAGUGUUACAAAAGUGUUCACAGAUCUUUCAGAUGGUUUUCAGGCACCAAAGGGAGAUGAAAAAGCUCUCCUUAACAAGUUACAGAAGUCUCUCACGGCCGUAAAUGACAAUUUAGGAGAUUUAGAAAAACUGGCCCCCAACAUUCACAGCACGACAAACAUUCCUCCCCUCCUACUGAAUAGCGUGGGGCUUCUAGGACUCGACCCAGCCACAGACAAAUCAGGAAUCACAACCCAGCUACACCACACCCAUAAAUGGACCAACAAGGUACAUAAGCUUGGUGAUUACACAGCCCAGUUUUUAGGCACCAAUCAGCUAAAGAGGACCAACCAGGGCCCCGCAGGACAGGCUAAACGCCUGAGGCGGCCGGAACCAACCAUCCACAGAAUACCAGAAAACAUAAACAUCCAACAGCUGGUAGCGUCAGUAGAUAGAGCCUAUGCAGACAUGUCGGUGUCACUUAUAAGGCCGAUGGGAAACAGCACAGUUCUACAGAUAACCUUGGCUAAGACCCUGAAGGCGGUGAUUGUGUUGCGGGGACUGCUGAUAGAGUACGUGUCAAUCAAAGCCUACAGCGAGGACUUCCUGACAGAUGAUGGGCGGCCAGACAUUUGGUCCAAGUCGAAAUACCAAGUAUUCAAUAAGGUGACAGAUUUAGUUACGGCCGGCACCAUCCAUUUCUACCAUCCUCAGCUACCUGAUGCUAGUCUAAAAUCCUUCCUGAUUUGGUUAAACAAUUACAAGACUCUGUUCUCUGCCCCUUGUUCUAAGUGUGGUAAGUACUUGCAGGGAUUCCUACCCCCCAUCUGGAGGGACACUCGCUCCUCCCAGCCUCUACACGAUGGCUGUCGGCAGUGACCAGGGAGAGGCAUCUAAAGCAGGGUCUAGUGUUAUACAGCUUCACUCUCCUCAUUUAUUCUGAGGUCUCAACAGGAAUACAAUGAUGUGUACAGAUACUGGAAUGUGCAGGUGCCAAACACUUUGAGCUCAAUUCCCAACUGACUGAAAUGCGAUGGAUUUCGAAUUGCUGUGUGUAAGACAAGGUUGUGCUAAAUACAAGAUUGGCUGAAAGACAAAUGCUGUGUAAAUUACAAGGUAGUGCCAGAGUUAUAGACCUUUAGGUGAGAGCCAGACCAUGGUGCCAGAGAAUAUUCAACACUGAAUGCUCCUACUCCACACUGACAGGUGUGAGAGAGUAGCUCAGUUCAAGAUUUACACGACUUGGUCAAUGUUGUUACGUGUGCUUGUUAAUGUGCAAUAUAACGGGAAAAUAAAGAAUGAAAUAAAUCUGGAAGGACUUUU